GCCGCCGCCAUGCACCGCCAGGGCUUUCGGCCCCCGACCCCUCCGUACCCCGGCCCCGGCGCGGGCGGCUGGGGCGGCGGCGGCGGCGGCGGCUUCCGCGGGGCCCCGGGCGGGCCGCGCCAGGCGUCCCCGCAGCACACGCCGCCGCCCUACGGACCCCGCGCGCGGCGCGGCGGCUUCCCCGGGGCCCGCUUCGGCUCUCCGCCCCCCGGCUCCCCCGGGCCGCCCCCGCGCCUCGCCGGCUCCCCCGGACCGCAGCCCCACGGCCAGGGCUCUCCAAGGACGUCUACACCUUUCGGAUCAGGGCGUGGUAGAGACAAGAGAAUGUCUAAUGAUUUGGAGAGUUACUUUAAGCCUUCCAUGCUUGAAGACCCUUGGGCUGGCCUAGAACCAGUGUCUGUAGUGGACGUAAGCCAACAGUACAGCAGCCCUCAGACAUUCACAGGCAAAAAAGGAAGAUACUUUUCUUAACAUUUCCGAAAUACGGCUGGAAACUUCUGAGUCAGAAGCAACUUGGACAAAAUGGUGUGAAUAACUUUGAAUAAUUAGUUGGGACAUCUUGAUAUUUUUACUGUGGCAAGUACUGUUCCUAUUAAAGGAGACAUGUAGUAGGAUAAUUUGCAAUAUUUAGUGUUCUGGAAGUGCCGACCAUACUUGAAGCUUUGCAGUUUCUAGAUAUUUGCCAUUUUGUUUAUAUAUUUGGUUAUAUACUCUAAUGGCUUUUCAUUGUAUUAAAAUAAAACCUUUUCUAGCUGUAAUGUGGUUUUGUCACAUGCUAAAGAAGUAGAAUUUAAGUCAUGCAUUGUAAUUACUGGAUAUUUAGGAAAUAUCUUGCACACUGCUUUUUACAAUGAAAUAGUAAGCCAUUAAACUGUAGGCAGUUCUUUAUUUGUUCAUAGGGAAAGGAGUAAAGGACAAGAAUAAAAGAACUCUUUAUAAUCAUCCUUCAUUAUAUUUUAUGUAAUAUUUUUGUAAAUGCAUUGCAGUUUGAUUGGAAAUCACAAAAACCCACUAAAAACUUAUGUGAAAAGAGGUAUUUAUUUAACUGGGAAAAGUUAAUGAAGUUCUGUGUUUAUAAUAUUCGAUUAAAAAAUUAUUUAAAUUA
This is a messenger RNA of Sorex fumeus (smoky shrew), 1105 nucleotides long. It is a transcript of the gene MPLKIP, whose product is annotated as M-phase specific PLK1 interacting protein. Bases 10 to 471 code for a protein of 153 amino acids. The transcript is spliced from 2 exons. Lineage: Eukaryota; Metazoa; Chordata; Mammalia; Eulipotyphla; Soricidae. The record is from RefSeq and is a predicted model, not a curated record. Gene Ontology annotation, cellular component: centrosome; midbody; nucleus.